CACCUAUCACUGUACGACCUCGUUAUCUCGGAGGUAUCGGUACGGGUGAUGCUUGCGUUGGGGCCUCUGGCGUCCGACCGAGCCGGUGCGCAGUGUCCCUCCUGAUUCCGUUAGUGACAGAUCGUACCAAGGCUGUCUUCAUGUUGUCGCGACUUCGAGCUCGAUGGUCGGGCGGCACACACCGUCCACGGCAACCAUCUGAGAAUAACAGUGACAGCGAUGCGCCUUCCCCCGAGGAUGACUCACGUCCAGUUCCAUAUGUCCUCGAGGGCACUAUUCAUCACCGAGCGGCCCCUGGCGACCCCCCUGACGGACGUCCAAGCGUUAUGAUUCCCGAUAUGAUCUCCACGUGCCUCCAGGCCGUGUGGAACAACACCAUCGCAGUCUCCGGUGACCGGGAGUACAAGGGCAGCGACGUCCUCCAAAUGAUCAACAUGUACGCAAAUAGGUUUGUCGCCCACGGCCUCCAUCCGGGCCAAAGGGUGUGGGCGAAGCUCCACAACACACUGCAGAACUGGGCCGCGUCCAUGGGAGUCAUCUUCGCUGGCGGAGUGUUGUUUCUCAGUAGCAACUCACUCAUAGGAGGGGCUUCUAUCAAUCUGUUGGUGGAGAGCGGAGCCCGGUAUAUCCUCACGGACGAAGGAAACAAACCGCUGUUGCAACAGUGGAUCGCCGACGACGCGCGCACUGCGCCACCUCGGAAUCUAUUCACCUAUCUCGCCGCCAGUUUGGAAGAUGACUCCUCUUCCUCGGGCGAUGAAAAAAGGGAUUUCGAUGUCUACAGUCCCAGGAGCAACUCGUGCAUCGGCUUUGUGCUCUAUACCCCGGGUUACACGGGACCCCCAAAAGGCGUGGAGUUCUCUCAUAGAGCCUAUGUGACAGCUUUUCGGAUCUGUCGAACACUGGGACAUGUCGGGGAAGGAGACGUCUACCUCGCGUGGAGUCCUUUGGCACACGCGUUUGGAUUCACGCUGAACGUGUUCCCCAUGUUUCUUGGAGCAGUGGUCGUAUUUCAAGAGCCAACACUCACGUUCAGGGAGUUCAAGAACGUACUCGAAACCAGAUAUGUGACGGCAAUGUUCUGCUUUCCGAAGAUGAUACUUCGAGUGUUUCAAGAGGCCAAAGAGAGAAAGCGAACCGCGGGGGACUGGAGGAGAACGUACAGGUUCCCAGCAGUCAACAAGAUCUUGGUUGGUGGCCAGUGGAUUCCCGAACACCUGCCCAAAAAGCUGAUGGAUCGCUUCGGGUGCCAGCGCUUGUGGCGGUACUACGGGCUCACUGAGACUCUUGGCGUGGUCGUUGAAUCUGAGUACACGGGAAACGCCAUGCGCUUUCGGGGUUUUGUGGUUCCCAAGGUCAGAGCAAAGGUACCGCUCCCAGUAGUCAUAGAUUUUUUGGGAGGAUUUUGUUUUGCGUUUUUGUUAAAUUUAGUACGGGUGCAGUUCAAAGUAUUAAUCCACUGUGUUCACAGCCCUUCGGUUCUCAAACUUUAG
This is a messenger RNA of Ixodes scapularis (black-legged tick), 1493 nucleotides long. RefSeq names its product 3-[(3aS,4S,7aS)-7a-methyl-1,5-dioxo-octahydro-1H-inden-4-yl]propanoyl:CoA ligase. Bases 141 to 1493 code for a protein of 450 amino acids. Lineage: Eukaryota; Metazoa; Arthropoda; Arachnida; Ixodida; Ixodidae. The record is from RefSeq and is a predicted model, not a curated record. The transcript is spliced from 9 exons.